This is a messenger RNA of Drosophila ananassae, 2469 nucleotides long. RefSeq names its product phosphoenolpyruvate carboxykinase [GTP]. Lineage: Eukaryota; Metazoa; Arthropoda; Insecta; Diptera; Drosophilidae. The record is from RefSeq and is a predicted model, not a curated record. The transcript has 2 exons. Gene Ontology annotation, biological process: response to starvation; cellular response to insulin stimulus; cellular response to glucose stimulus. Gene Ontology annotation, molecular function: GTP binding; manganese ion binding; phosphoenolpyruvate carboxykinase (GTP) activity. Gene Ontology annotation, cellular component: cytosol. The coding region runs from base 451 to 2370 and encodes 639 amino acids.
GCAGCACUUGCCGCAGAGUGUCAGUUUGGCUCGAUGUGCCAGAGCAGCAACAAGUGCUCCGCUGUAUCCCCGUAUCUGUAUCUUUUUUUAUAUCUCCAUCUGCAUUUGCAACCGAAACUGCAAAACGAAAACGAAACUGUAACUCAAGUUGCAACUGAAACCGAGACCCAUAACUUAAGCUGAAGCGCAGCAAGUGCACUCUGGAGACUUCCACAGGCCCUGGGACACGGGAAGAAGUGCAUUUCCUUUCGCUAAAUAAAUUUAAAUUAAGUCCGGCAAUUUCAUCAAAUUAACAGCGGACCAAACGAAUCGAAACGGGACGCUAUAAAUUGAUUAAGGCGGAGAUAAAAUUGCAUCCGAGCCAAGGGUAUUAGCGUCCGAGAGCCACAACCACAGCCACAGUCAAAGCCAAAGCGAAAGCGAAAGCGAAAGCAGCCGCAAAGUGACAGAAUGCUGCUCAAAGGCGCGCAGCUGCUGCGAUGCGGUUUACUUUCCAGACCCCAGAGCCACAAUUUCCGGCUACUAUGCCGCUCGCUUUCCGUCCAUUACGGCGAUGCCAAGACCCUCACCCCGGCCGUCAGGAAGUACUUGGAGCAGUGCGUGGAUCUCUGCCAGCCGGAUAAGAUACACAUCUGCGAUGGCACGGUGGGCGAGAGCAAAAUGCUGCAGUGCCUCAUGCUGAAGCAGGGCACCAUUGUGCCCCUGCCCAAGUACCACAAUUGCUGGCUGGCGCGCACCAAUCCGGCGGAUGUGGCCCGUGUCGAGUCGCGAACGUUCAUUUGUACGGAACGGAAGGAGCAGGCGAUUCCCGUGACGGAGAAGGCCACGCCCAGUGCCCUGGGAAACUGGAUAUCGGAGGGGGAUCUGAAAAAGGCCAUUGACGAGCGAUUCCCAGGAUGCAUGAAGGGCCGUACUAUGUAUGUUAUUCCUUUUAGCAUGGGUCCCGUGGGAUCCCCGCUCUCCAAAGUAGGAAUCGAGGUCACCGACUCACCGUAUGUCGUGGAGUCCAUGAAGGUUAUGACCCGGGCUGGCACCCAGGUCCUGGAUCACCUACAGGCCGGCGACGGGCAGUUCGUGAAGUGCCUGCACUCGGUGGGAACUCCCCCGUCCGGAGUCCACGCCCAACCCUCCUGGCCCUGCGAUCCUGAGAGGACCAUUGUCCUGCACAAGCCCUCCGACAAUGAGAUCGUGUCCUACGGCUCGGGCUACGGAGGCAACUCCUUGCUGGGCAAGAAGUGCUUCGCCCUGCGGAUCGGCAGCACCAUCGCCAAGCGGGAGGGCUGGCUGGCCGAGCACAUGGUCAUCCUGGGCAUCACCAAUCCCAAGGGCAAGAAGAUCUACCUUACCGCCGCCUUCCCCUCGGCCUGCGGUAAGACCAACCUGGCCAUGAUGAAGCCCAGCCUGCCGGGCUACAAGGUGGAGUGUGUGGGCGACGACAUCGCCUGGAUGAAGUUCGACUCCCAGGGAGUCCUGCGUGCCAUCAACCCGGAGUUCGGCUUCUUCGGCGUGGCCCCGGGCACUUCAAAGGCCACCAAUCCCGUUGCCAUGGACACGAUCUUCCGCAACACCAUCUUCACCAACGUGGCCUCCACCUCGGACGGGGGAGUGUACUGGGAGGGCAUGGGGGAUGCGAAUGUGAAGGAUGUCACCGUCACAGACUGGUUGGGAAAGCUCUGGUCCAAGGAGUCGGGCAGAAAUGCCGCCCAUGCGAACUCCAGAUUCUGCACACCCGCUUCCCAGUGUCCUAUCAUUGAUCCCGCCUGGGAGGAUCCGGCCGGAGUGCCCAUCUCGGGCAUGAUCUUCGGAGGACGUCGUCCGGCUGGUGUGCCCCUAGUCUUCGAGGCCAGGGACUGGACUCACGGGGUCUUCAUCGGUGCCGCCAUGAGAAGUGAGGCCACCGCUGCCGCGGAGCACAAGGGCAAGGUCAUCAUGCACGAUCCCUUUGCGAUGAGGCCGUUCUUCGGCUACAACUUUGGGGACUACCUCAGCCACUGGCUGAGCAUGGAGAAGCGCGGCAAGGUGCCCAAGAUCUUCCACGUCAACUGGUUCCGUAAGAGCGAGGAUGGUCAGUUCCUCUGGCCCGGAUUUGGCGAGAACUCACGUGUGCUGGACUGGAUCUUCCGGCGGGUAGAGGGCGAGAAAUGCUACGAGGAGUCGGCUAUCGGACGACUGCCUUCCAAGGACUCCCUGAAUCUGGCCGGUCUGGAUGAGAAAAUCGAUCUCGAGCAGCUCUUCUCGCUGCCCAAGGACUUCUGGGCGCAGGAGGCCCGUGAGAUCGAGAAGUACUUCAAGGAGCAGGUGGGCCAACAUCUGCCCCGGGAGGUGGCCGAUCAGUUGGAGGUGCUGAAGGCGCGUGUGGCCGACAUGUGAUUUGUGUUCCAUUGUGUUCCAUAGGUUACUCCCUAAUCUUAGACCUAAUUGCGUAAAAUAAACCGAAAACGAAAGCGAGAUUUUUAUUGCUGAACUUGA